UCCUCCCCCCCACUCACCUCCCGCCCUCCUCAUCAUCCAUACAAACUCCAGCCUCGUCUCUCAAACUAACUCACUCCUCUCCGCGACGCGACCUCCGCUCAGCCUCUUCGUCCUCCCGCUCCUCCUCCUCAUCCUCCAGUCCGGCAUGCUGUGGAAGUCCAGAACCAAGACCGAGGUGGCGCAGGAGCGCGCGGACGGACUGAGCGCAUCCUCUCCGGGGGGGCGCCUCUCCCAGCUGUCCUCGCUGAACCAGGCCGCGUACUCGUCCGCCCCCCCGCUCUGCCACACGCCGGCCUCCGACUUCCAGCCGCCCUACUUCCCGCCGCCGUACCCGCAGUCCUCGCUGCCGUACUCCCAGAGCCAGGACUACUCGCACCUGCCGGACCCCUACUCCUCCAUCAACUCCCUCCACCAGCACCAGCAGGCGGCAUGGCACUCGCAGAGGUCGCGCUCCGAGGACGGCGCGCUGCUGGCUCAGUCGCACCGCGCGCUCAGCCUGGACCCCCGCCGGGAGUACCCGGCCGUGCCGCGGCUUCUCCAUGGCCUCGGGGAGGGCGCUGCGGCCCUCGGGGAGGGGCCUCUGGGGAUGCACCUGGGACAUCACGGCCUGGACGAUCUGCAGGGCAUGGAGGAGGGAUCCGCUCUGGGCAUCCUGGACCAUUCCGUCAUUAAAAAAGUUCCCCUCCCGUCCAAGCUGAACGGCUCCUCGCUGUCAGCGCUCUCCAUCGGGAAGGAGGGCCUGGGGAUGGGCGCCGUGUCCAACCCGGCCGAGGUCUUCUGCUCGGUGCCGGGCCGCCUGUCGCUGCUCAGCUCCAACUCCAAGUACAAGGUGACGGUCGGGGAGGUGCAGCGCCGCCUCUCUCCACCUGAGUGCCUCAACGCCUCCCUGCUGGGCGGAGUCCUGCGCAGGCCGUCCACCUGGCGCGGGACUUCGGUUACGUUUGUGAGACGGAGUUUCCAGCCAGAGCCACGGCGGAGUACCUGUGCAGGCAGAGCGACCCGGACCAGCUGCAGACGCGGCGCAGCAUGCUGUUGGCCACAAAGGAGGUCUGUAAGGAAUUUGUGGACCUGAUGUCCCAGGACCGCUCCCCACUCGGCGGAAGUCGCCCCACCCCCUGCCUGGAACCUGGCGUCCAGGGAAGCCUCACCCACUUUAGCCUGCUGACCCACGGUUUCGGCACCCCCGCGAUCUGCGCGGCGCUCUCCGCCUUCCAGAGCUACCUGAUGGAGGCCAUUAAAAUGCUGGACAAGGGCGAGGGCAAGAGCCACCACGACAAGGAGAUGAAGCUCCGCAAAUGAAAUUGCAAAGCAUGCACGGGGGGGCACAGACUGUGCAACAGACUUUAUGCCCCCCCGCUCCAUCGAGGACACAAGGCCGGUGAGGUUUCUGUACUGCAACACUUCCUGGAAAGAUGACUUAUAGCAAGCCAAAAGGGACAAAAUAAUCCCUGGGAAAUGCAGCGUUUUGGUCAACAUUAUUCUGCAUCUCUUAGCACCUUUUGUCCGUUCUGGUUUGCCAUAGGGGACUCAUGUUGACGCACGGACCUUUUAUUCUCCACGACAGACAUGACUUCUCCUGAAAAUGUUGGGGGUGGGAAUGGAUCUUAUUAUUUAUUUAUUUAUUUACCUUGUUUUACUUACUCUCCGAUCCCAACAACGCGUGCACACACUCUCCUGGGAAGCGUCAGAAGCCAUAUCCGACAGCCGCUCUGUGCUCCUCUGCCAGACUUUACUGUGAGUUCUCUGCAACAGGUGGUCAUGGGAAAUUGAGUUUCUGACAGGCAGCUAACGCAGAUUUUUUUCUUUUAAUUUCAAAGUGUUGGUAACUUAUAAAAAUCAUUUUGUACUUUCUGUGACUGUUUAUUAUUACCGUUGUUAUUAUUGUAUUACUGAAUAAAUGUAAUAUAUUAUUAAAGAAUUAAGAAUUUG
Messenger RNA from Oryzias melastigma (Indian medaka), 1929 nucleotides. RefSeq names its product transcription factor AP-2 epsilon (gene tfap2e). Gene Ontology annotation, cellular component: nucleus. Gene Ontology annotation, molecular function: RNA polymerase II transcription regulatory region sequence-specific DNA binding; DNA-binding transcription factor activity, RNA polymerase II-specific. NCBI's taxonomy places the organism in Eukaryota, Metazoa, Chordata, Actinopteri, Beloniformes, Adrianichthyidae. The record is from RefSeq and is a predicted model, not a curated record. Gene Ontology annotation, biological process: regulation of cell population proliferation; anatomical structure development; regulation of transcription by RNA polymerase II.